Messenger RNA from Megalops cyprinoides (Indo-Pacific tarpon), 5156 nucleotides. RefSeq names its product sodium/hydrogen exchanger 7-like. Gene Ontology annotation, cellular component: membrane; recycling endosome. The record is from RefSeq and is a predicted model, not a curated record. Gene Ontology annotation, biological process: proton transmembrane transport; regulation of pH; sodium ion transport. Bases 83 to 2164 code for a protein of 693 amino acids. NCBI's taxonomy places the organism in Eukaryota, Metazoa, Chordata, Actinopteri, Elopiformes, Megalopidae. Gene Ontology annotation, molecular function: sodium:proton antiporter activity. The transcript has 16 exons.
UUCAUGGUUCUAGAUUGUUUUCAUCGUCCCCUGCGCAGUUCCACGGCGCAGAGGAGGCAGUCCGCUGCUAGCAUCUUACACCAUGGAUCUUGCCUGCAAUCCGAGGUCGUGGGGAUUCCGCCUCUUGGAAAGGAAUAUGUUUUUCCCCAUUGUGAUUUUCUUGAUAUCUCAGGUCUGCGAGAUGAACGCAGAGGACAGCGCUAUGGAGGAACUUGCCACUGAAAAGGAGGCUGAGGAAAGUCAUAGACAGGACAGUGUUAAUUUACUGACAUUCAUUUUACUGCUGACAUUAACCAUUCUAACCAUUUGGCUUUUCAAGCACAGAAGAGUCCGUUUUCUGCACGAGACUGGGUUGGCCAUGAUAUAUGGUCUGUUGGUGGGAGUCAUCCUGCGUUACGGCAUCCCUUCCACCAGCUACCAUAACAAGACUCCCCCCAGCUGCUCCCUGAAGGAGGGGCCUGUCAGCACCCUGCUGCUCAAUGUCAGUGGCAAGUUCUUUGAGUACACCCUGAAGGGAGAGAUAAACUCCCGUGAAAUUCACAAUGUGGAGCAGAAUGACAUGCUGCGCAAGGUCACUUUUGAUCCAGAGGUAUUCUUCAAUAUUUUGCUACCUCCAAUUAUUUUCCACGCAGGAUAUAGCCUUAAAAAGAGACAUUUCUUCAGGAAUUUGGGCUCCAUCAUAACAUAUGCAUUCCUUGGGACAGCGAUUUCCUGCUUUGUCAUUGGGAACCUCAUGUACGGCGUGGUGAAACUGAUGCAGGUUGUGGGUCAGCUGGGUGACAAGUUUUACUACACAGACUGCCUCUUCUUUGGAGCCAUCAUCUCUGCAACUGACCCAGUGACAGUGCUGGCCAUCUUCAAUGAGCUCCAUGCUGAUGUGGACCUCUAUGCCCUGCUGUUUGGAGAGAGUGUCAUGAAUGAUGCCGUCGCCAUAGUGCUGUCUUCCUCCAUUGUGGCCUACCAGCCCACCGGAGCGAACACCCACACCUUUGAUGCUGCCGCUUUCUUCAAAUCGGUGGGCAUUUUCCUGGGUAUCUUCAGCGGCUCUUUUGCCAUGGGCGCAGUCACUGGGGUUGUUACAGCCCUAGUGACCAAGUUCACCAAGCUGCACUGCUUCCCCCUGCUGGAGACAGCCCUCUUCUUCCUCAUGUCCUGGAGCACCUUCCUCCUGGCUGAGGCUUGUGGCUUUACAGGUGUGGUGGCAGUGCUGUUUUGUGGAAUCACUCAGGCCCAUUACACCUAUAACAACCUCUCUGAAGAGUCCACCAAGCGCACAAAACAGCUCUUCGAGGUCCUGCAUUUCCUGGCGGAGAACUUCAUCUUCUCCUACAUGGGCCUGGCUCUCUUCACCUUCCAGAACCACAUUUUCAGCCCCAUCUUCAUCGUGGGGGCUUUCAUAGCCAUCUUCAUAGGGAGGGCCUGCAACAUCUAUCCCCUCUCCUUCUUCCUCAACCUGGGGCGCCGGCACAAGAUCAGCGGCAACUUCCAGCACAUGAUGAUGUUCGCAGGUCUGCGUGGGGCCAUGGCGUUUGCUCUAGCGAUCCGGGACACAGCCACCUACGCCCGGCAGAUGAUGUUUACCACCACCCUGCUCAUUGUCUUCUUCACUGUAUGGGUCUUUGGAGGUGGAACCACACCCAUGCUAUCCUGGUUACACAUCAGGGUGGGUGUCGAUCCAGACCAAGACCUCCAGCCCUGUGGAGAUAGCUUCCAGGUGCUCCAAGGGGAUGGAACUCAGCCGGAAGGGAGUAAGACCAAGCAGGAGAGCGCCUGGAUGUUCAGACUGUGGUACACUUUCGAUCACAAUUACUUGAAGCCCAUCCUGACUCACAGUGGCCCACCCCUAACCACCACUCUGCCUGGAUGCUGUGGACCCCUGGCACGCUGCCUAACCAGCCCGCAGGCCUAUGAGAAUCACGAGCAGCUGAAGGAGACCGACUCGGACCUCAUCCUGAACGACGGGGACCUGACGCUCACCUACGGCGACACGGCCAUCACCGCCAACGGGGCGUCGGGCGGGCGCGAGGCGGGGUGGGAGGCGAACGGCCGGAGGGGCGGCAGCGCGUCCGAGGAGGCACUGGAGCGCGAGCUGGACGGCCGAGAUCAGGAGGUGCUCGGCGGCCGUGGGACGCGUUUGGUGUUCCCCGUCGAGGACCAUCCGUGAGCCCCCCCCACCCCCCGCCCCAUUACCAUCCUCUCCACUCACGCCAUGCCUCCUGUCCUGUGCCGCAGAGACUGAUGAGGGAUGGAGAUGAAAUGCAGGUGCAAAAAAGUGGGAGAGGGGUUUUUUGAGACUCUUCUUGUCCCUAGUGAAUUGGACCAUGUCCAUUGCCUGAACUGAGACUUCAUCUGGAAAGCAGAAAAAGCAGCAGCAUUUUGCUCCCAUCGCCUUGGCCCAAGAACCAGAGGCUUCACUGAGGAUGACAUUAUGGCCUGUGAAUGCAGGUGACUCCAUUCAUUUUUUUCUAAUGCUCAUAUAGGACAAAAAAUAUCCAUUGGUGUUGUACUCAAGAGCAGUCAGCCCUUCUAGAAAUCAUGAUUGCUGCACAAUCUGUAUUCCUCUGCUGAGGCAUAAGGAUGGUGUAGAUGAUCUAAAGUUGUAUUAAUCACUCCUUGAGAAGGAGAGGUCAGAACCUGGGCACACAAAAAUGCCUGUAUGCCAGUCUGCCGGUCAUUGUUAUCGCCAGAUUGCCAUGACGGUAAAAGACUGAACACCUGAGCAAGGUCUGAAGGCUGCCUGACCCCUGCAUGACUGUCAGCCACUUGCUCUCCAUUCUCUGGCCAGAAAAUCCCUGUAAGUGUGAAACAGGGGGCCAACAAAUUACAUAUCAAGCCUUACUCUUCUUCAAGGACUGUCAUUUCUGUCAAAAUAAAAUUGAUGGAUACACUUUUUUUUCCAUUUAUAAAUUUGUAGUCCCCAUUGUGACAUUUCGUCAAAUUUUCACUUCUUUUCUGGAUUCCAGCCAUCAAGAAACUUGCAGCAGGCCAUGUAUUCUUCCUGUCAUCACUGACUUAGGUUUAGCGUGUGUAAAGGGACAGUGAAGUGAUAAUGCUCUAUUGUCUUAUCUGUAUAGGAUGGAUGAGGAGCGCUGUGAUGGCCGUGGUAGACUGUCACGGUGUGUGAUGGAUGAGAACAGAGAAACACAAUGCCUGGUGCAGCUCCACUGACAUACACUUGCCCAUUCAACAUGCUACUUUUGCUAAAAGGGGCAUUUUUUUCCCAAUAUGUUAGGUGACUGAUUGUUCCAUUUAGAUGUGCAUUAGGCUCUAUUUUACAGCUGCUAUAAUUGCUAACUGUGAAGUGUUGCAGGUCUCUCUUUGUGUGGAGGAUAUUGACGAAAUACUCCUGUGACCAAAGGAAAACAUUAGUUUACCGCUGUAUAGACACCACCUCUCUUUCAGUAUAGAAAUAUAUCUACUGUCCCUGAGUUUCUUACAAGCCCCUUUUCUAGUAAUGUGAUGCACAUCUGUGUUGCUGUGUGCAGCUGUUCUCUGCAGACGAUGAUAUCCCGAGCACUUCCCUGAGCUGAGCCAGGCCCAGGCCUCAGUGCACUGGGGUGCCAAACCCAUCUGCUCCUAACGCGAUGCUUACUAAUCGUUCGCCGCCCUGACUGAUGAAUUAAUCCCAUUGUUUACAGUGCACCCUGACAGCUUGCUAGGAGAAGGCGCAGCGUGCUGCGCUGUCUCUGUCAGCAUUUUGUAUGGGUCCGUGUGCUCCAUAGAAUCCACAGAAUGUUCUCUCUGAAUAUUCAUGAGUUCUAUAGGAGAUCGAGCCAUGGAAAUGGAGGAAUGGAGGGGUAUAGGUUGAGACAAUACUGUGAUUGUAUUUGAUUUGGAAUCUUUGACGAAACAGGAGAACUUCACAAAAGCGUUAAGUCUUGUUGCGAGGAAAUUUUGAUUGGAAUUUGUGUGGUUAUGCAAUCCGCCUAGCAGAGAUCCUUGUAGGAUUGGAUUUCACAAACCACGGAGAAAUUGCUUGAACAAAAAGCGGUGCGUUGUACUCUGAAUUCCACACCUAACGGGACAACAGGACUUUGUAAGGAGCUGUGUGAGGAGUCUCUGGAGCUCAGAAUGCAUUCCCGAGCCAUUCACAUCUGAAUUAUUCAUAAGCAUGUCUCAAAGAAAUAUCUGUAAUUGCCUGUUAGCCCUUCCUGAAGAUGCAGCCAGUGCAGUUAACUGUAUACUACACACCUUCAGGAUCUCAGUAAAAGCACCAACACCUACUCUAUAUUCUGUUUGUCUGUCUGUUUGCCUCAGGACAGCUUUUCAUCUCAUUCACUUCUAAUGUUUGAAGUCUAAAGUAUCAACAUAUGCUUGAAAGACAGGAUUGCUGAAUGUGUCCAUUUCCUUAUUUUAAGAGGCUAGUAAGGGUUCUUUGCUGAAAAGACACUCAGUGGACUCAAUAAGGCAUUCAGUAUCAAGUAUUUGGAUCACACUGAACAAAAUCACUUGCUUGGAAAGCAGACUGGAUAUUUUAAAUCUUCAGUCCUCCAGGCACCUUGGAGGGCUUUUUGAGCAGCUGAACCCGGGGAAAGUCUUUCAGUUGGAUGUGCCAAGCGUUUAUAAGUCAGCCUUGUUGGGGCCAUUGACGUAGUGUGUACUUGGUAUGUCAACAUAACUUUCUGAGGGGCUUAUCUAGUAAUAUUUAUUGAGUUGUUCCAGGGAACUCUGAAAAUAAUUCUAAUAUGCCACUGACAUACAAAUGAAAAAUAACACUAAUAGACUGAAGUGUUGAUAGAUUUCAUUGAGCCUUUCCCAGUCAAGCAGAGUACUUAUGUAACCUGAGGUGGAAUUAUAACCAGGAUAAAAAUGUGUAUUGUAUACCUUAUGGGACAUGAGGCUGCUACCUAUACCAAAACCCUGAGAAAUGCAGCUUUUAAUGGCCUGAGGUGGAUGCAAACUAUGAGUUGGGAGUUUUUUUUUAAACUCAAGACUGGAGGAAAGUGCAGGACUGUGCAAUACUUGUAUGUUACUGGUUGCCUUUAGGCUCUGCAUACCCUUCAGCUGGACUGUGCAAUAUCUGUGCAGAAUGCCUGCUGGCAUUCCUGCUCUUAGCGACCAAUCACCAGGAUUACCCCUAUUAAUGCUGUGUGUCCUGGACAGCUUCUCCCCUCUGUAAAUACUGCCAAUGUAAACCCACCCUCUGCUGUAAGACC